Molecule: messenger RNA, 1933 nt
Organism: Scatophagus argus
Lineage: Eukaryota; Metazoa; Chordata; Actinopteri; Scatophagidae
Gene: ovol1a
Product: ovo-like zinc finger 1a
Exons: 5
Coding region: 489-1484 (331 amino acids)
Biological process (GO): regulation of transcription by RNA polymerase II; epidermal cell differentiation
Cellular component (GO): nucleus
Molecular function (GO): RNA polymerase II cis-regulatory region sequence-specific DNA binding; DNA-binding transcription factor activity, RNA polymerase II-specific
Source: RefSeq, a predicted model, not a curated record
GCGCCUGUUUCCUGCUUUUCAAAUGACUACCUGUGUUACUUUCCGACCCACCUCUGUCGACCGAGUGUGUGUGAUCAGGAUACAAUCUGCUGUGUUUUUUCACAGCCUGCUCUCUCCCGCACACACACACUCCCGUUAUUUCAGGCCGCUGGACGUGAUUCUCCGCUCUACCUGCCCGGGUCGCACACCUGAGCGGACUCACCUGUCCGACGCCCGAAGACUUCCUCUACAUUUUCUUUCCAGCUCCGGCGCUGGGAAGAAAACUCAGGUGGAGAGAAAAGAGAAAGGUGUGUGUGAGAGGGGGGAAAAGAAGAGAUAACAGCGAUACGCGGCUUGCGAAACGAGAAGAAAGGUGCGAGGAGGAAGAAGGGGACCUUCCAUUUUCUGCUCCCGUUCCAACUUUGGAGUUUGCUGCUUUUGUAACUUCCAGCUGACUUGACGUCGCUUCUCCACUAACCUCCCCAUUAAGGAGCGGGUAUUAAUUGGACAUGCCGAGGGCCUUUCUGGUGAAGAAGGCGAACGUUUCGCCGGGAAAGCGGAACUGGAGCGAGCUCCCCGAUCAUGAACGAGGGGACGUCUACAUCCCAGUCUCCAUCUUCCCUUCGUCGGUCCUGAUGAUGGAGGAAGAGGCGAGCCCUGCCGAGAUGUCACCGCUCUGCCUCACCAAGCAGUCGCUCUCUGACGUGCAAACCCGCGCCGAGCUGCCGUCCAGCACGAUGCUGGGCCGACCACGCAGCCCGGCGACGCCGCCAGAGAAGUCGGAGGUGAGAAGGAGGUCGCAGGGCCUCCCGACGUACAUCCGAUCUAAGAUGAAGGUAACUACAGGCGAGCUGCCUCGCAUCCCCACCCCGCCAUCCAUAACUCCACCCACCUCUGCGAUGCCACUCGCCUUGACGACAACCCCUGUGCUGCAGGAUGCGGUCUCUAUGGUAACCAGAUCAACCGGUCCAAGUCAGAGUUCGUCGUCGGGGACAACAGGGAUGUUUGUGUGCCAGGUUUGCCAGAAAACUUUCCACCACCAGCGGAUGUUGAACAGACAUGUCAAGUGCCACAGCGAGACCAAGAGACACCUCUGCAACUUCUGCGGGAAGGGCUUCAACGACACCUUUGACCUGAAGAGACACGUGCGGACACACACAGGAGUCCGUCCUUACAAGUGCACCCUCUGCGAGAAGGCCUUCACCCAGCGCUGCUCCCUGGAGUCCCACAUGAAGAAGAUCCACAGCAUCACCCAGAAGUACGCCUACAAGGAGCGGCGCAACAAGCUGUACGUCUGCGAGGAGUGCGGCAACACGUCGGAAACUCAGGACGACCUGCUGAAACACCUCCACGCGCUUCACCCCGACAGUCACCUGCUGAAGGGGAAGGCGGCGAGGAAAGCGGGAGGAGCAGGAGGAAAAGAGGGAACGUCAGUCGCAGGAUCGAGUCCCGGAUCUCCUCAAGGAGCCGACAGCGAUGACACCACUGGGUCAGCAGAGCAGUAGAACGUGAGGGAAGCCUGGAAGACCAUCACAACGACAAACUCAGGGGGGAUGGAUGAAGGAUGGAUGGAUGGAUGGAUGGAUGGAUGGAUGGAUGGAUGGAUGGAUGGAUGGAUGGAUGGAUGGAUGUGUUAACUGAUGGACAUAAAGUGAAGUGACACAGGAAGGUGGAGGAUGCAUUGGGGAAAGGUGAUGUACAUAUACGUGUGUGUGUGUGUAUGUGUAUGUGUGUGUGUAUGGCUGUGGGUUUCUGAGUAAUACGUGUUUUUACAUGGGAUGUGGAUUAGAUGUGGAUGUGGAUGAUCAGCUCGUCGGCACCAACAUAUGUUUCUUCCUUUCUAUUGCAUGUGAGUGUAAACUGUGGGCUUCUCUCUAUAAAGCAAAAAUGAUGAGUUUUUCUAUGAAAAGAUGUACUUUUUGUUCAUUAAAGUGAGUAAUAUAUUACACAAGAA